AUGCCCAACGAGACUGGGUCAGAACGACCUGACGCUAGUCUGCAGUACUGGUCGCAAAAUCUUCGCAGUCUUCCACGACUGGCACUACCACUAGACUACCCACGCCCCGCCACCAACCGUGUUGUGCAUGCGGUGAAGUCGAAAGUCCUUUCGCCAGCGCUGUGUGACACAUUGUACCGCCUCGCUCAGUACGACGAUGGUGAAGCCCACGAUGAUAAUGGAGGCAGCCCAAGUGCCGUGCAUCUCCUUCUUGCUGCGCUUGUGGUGCUGAUUCACCGGUACACAUGUGAUACCGACAUUGUCGUAGCGUCGAACCAUCCGCAUACGGGUGAGCCCAUCGUGCUCCGUGUCCAGCUUGAGCCGGACCAUACUUUCUGGCAGGUGGUCAAGCAUCUGCAGGUGGUUGAGGCGGAAGCGAUUCGUCACUAUGUUCCUUAUGAAGACCUACUUAGGCGUCUCGAGGCUGAUCGCGCUGCUGACGAUGGUGGCGCUACGAACGAGGUCAUGUUCCGUGUGCGUUUCUUUGAUGAGACCAAGUCACUACACCACUUUUUGCAGCGGACCAAUGUCACUACCGAUCUGUCUCUGUUUGUGACGCCGCCCGAUGCCACAGUCGAUGCGGAGGCAGGUCCUACGCAGGCGACGGACAACGUGUCGCUGCGCAGCACAAGCGGCGCGCCCUUGGCACUGCACUUGGCGUACAAUGCGCUGCUUUUCUCGGGUCAGCGCAUGGAGGGCAUUCUUGCGCAGUUUGAGCAGCUGAUUCGCGCGGCAGCGAAAAUGCCCAUGACGCCAGUGGGCCACAUUGUAAUUCGUACCGAGGCGGAAGCGAACUCAUUGCCUGACCCACGCAAGGACCUGGACUGGUGCGGUUUCCGUGGUAGUAUUACCAGCAUUUUUGAGCGCAACGCGGCGCAGUUCCCUGACCGCCGCUGCCUGGUAGAGAGUGUGCCCAGCAGUCCUACGGAGGGCGCUCUUCCGCCUCCGGCCCAGGCUCUUCGCACAGUGACGUAUGGUGAAUUGGAUCGUGCGAGUAAUGUGGUUGCGCAUCGCCUCUUGCAAGCGGGUGUGCAGCGCCAGGAGGUGGUGACGGUGUACGCGUAUCGAGGUGUGGACCUUGUGGUGGCUGUGCUGGGUGUGCUGAAAGCCGGCGCGACGUUCAGUGUGAUUGAUCCGACGUACCCACCUAGUCGCCAGAACAUUUACUUGCAAGUGGCUCGGCCACGUGCUCUGGUCGUGCUAGCGAAGGCCGGUGCGAUUCACGAGCAAGUGCGUGCGUGCAUUGAGACCGAGCUGGAGCUGCGCUUGGAGAUUCCGGCGCUUGAAUUGAAGGCGGAUGGUACCUUGGUGGGCGGGACUGUGCAAGGCGAGGACGUCUUGGCGUCGACACAGUCGCUGGCCAGCACGUCGUCAGGUGUGUUGCUGGGCCCGGAUAGUGUAGCGACGCUCUCGUUCACGUCAGGCUCGACGGGUAUUCCGAAGGGCGUGCAGGGCCGUCAUUACAGUCUUACGCACUUUUUCCCGUGGAUGGGCGAGCGGUUUGGUUUGAGCGACAAGGACCGCUUCACUAUGCUCAGUGGUAUUGCGCACGACCCGAUCCAGCGUGAUAUGUUCACGCCGCUGUUCUUCGGUGCUGAGCUGCACAUUCCCACGGCCGACGAUAUCGGGACGCCAGGCCGCUUGGCCGAGUGGAUGGCGGCGUCAGGCGCGACUGUGACGCACCUGACGCCAGCUAUGGGUCAGCUGCUUGCCGCGCAGGCCACAGCUGAGAUUCCUGCGCUGCGCAAUGCGUUCUUUGUGGGCGACAUUCUCACGAAGCGUGACUGCACACGCCUGCAAUCAUUCGCUGCGAAUGUGCGUAUUAUCAACAUGUACGGCACCACCGAGACGCAGCGGGCCGUGUCGUACUUUGCCAUUCCCCCGGCGAGCGAGGCGCCUGCGUUCCUGGAGACGCAAAAAGAUACGAUGCCCGCAGGUCAGGGCAUGAUUGACGUGCAGCUGCUUGUCGUCAACCGGAACGCACGUCAUGAGACGUGUGCUGUGGGCGAGAUGGGCGAGAUCUAUGUGCGCUCGGGCGGCUUGUCGGAAGGCUACCUGGGUCCCCCGGAGGUCACUGCAGAGAAGUUCAUGACCAACUGGCUCGCGCCGGACCUUGUCAUCCCGGAUACGCUGCAAGGCACGCCUGAAGGCGCGUACUGGAAAGGACCACGUGAUCGUUUGUACCGCACAGGCGACUUGGGUCGCUACUUGCCGGAUGGCACAGUAGAGUGCACGGGCCGUGCUGACGACCAGAUCAAGAUCCGUGGGUUCCGUAUUGAGCUGGGAGAGAUUGAUACGCACCUAUCGCGCCACCCGCGCGUGCGUGAGAAUGUCACAUUGGUGCGCCGUGACAAGGACGAAGAAAAGGUCCUUGUGUCGUACUUUGUGCCGCACGACGACGAGGCGUCGGAGGCGUCGGAGGAAACGGCCGUGGACGACGUGGAUCUGCCGGCGGGCGCGGCGGGCGAGACGCUGCGUCGUAUUCGUCGAUACAACCGUCUGAUCAAGGACAUUCGUGAGUACCUGAAGCAGAAGCUGCCGACGUACUCGGUGCCGACGCUGUAUGUGCCGCUGGCCAAGAUGCCUCUGAACCCGAACGGCAAGAUCGACAAGCCUGUCUUGCCGUUCCCUGAUACAGUCCUGGCGCAGCGCAUGGCGCAAGUCGCUCAUGCCUCAUCGACGUCGCAGGCGCAGCGCACAGCGACCGAGUCAGCGAUUGCGGACGUGUGGAAGGAACUGCUGCCGGGUGUGAGCGACCCUGUGCCGCUGGACGAGUCGUUCUUUGACCUCGGUGGCCACUCCAUUCUCGCGACACGGCUCGUGUUUGCACUGCGCCAGAAAUUCGCGACGCAUGUCCCGCUCGGCCUGGUCUUUGAUGCGCCGACCCUUUCGCAAUUGGCCGCCGCCUUGGACGCGCAGCAAAGUGGGCAUAUCGACCUGGCCUCGGCACACGUGGCCGAGACUCCCACAGCGCACGACACGCACGAGCUUGUGUACACGCAAGACGAGGCGACAUUGCUUGCGCAGCUGCCCACGUCGUUCCAGCGCGUGUCGCAGCCCCGUGGCCCACGCACCGUGUUCCUCACGGGCGGCACCGGGUUUUUGGGCGCGUACGUGCUGUAUGACCUACUGGAGAAGCGCACGGCCGACGUGAGCAAGGUGUACGUACACACGCGGGCCAAGGAUGCAGCCGCCGCGCAAGCGCGUCUGCAGGAGGCGUUGGCCAGCCGCGGUCUCUGGCGCGACGCAUGGGCGGCCGAAGGUCGUGUGGAGGCGAUUCUCGGUGACUUGGCGUCGCCUCGCUUGGGUCUGAGCGAGGCGGAUUGGCAGCGUAUGGCGGACGAGGUGGAUGUGAUUGUGCACAAUGGUGCGUUGGUGCACUGGGUGUACCCGUACUCCAAGCUUCGUGCGGCGAAUGUGCUCUCGACGAUCGCAGCGAUGGAGCUCACGACACAGGGACGGCCCAAGACACUGGCGUUUGUAUCGUCGACGUCGGCCCUCGAUACGGACCACUAUAUUCGCCUCUCUGACUCGCUGCCGGCCGAUGGCCCGUUGCGCGGUGUGUCGGAAGACGACGACUUGAGCGGUAGUGCGCACGGCCUGCAAAGUGGCUAUGGCCAGUCGAAGUGGGUCGCUGAGCGUCUGAUUAUGGCCGCGGCCAAGCAGGGUCUGUCGGCGGUCAUUGUACGUCCCGGCUACGUGGUGGGCGAUAGCACGACGGCUGUGACCAACACCGACGACUUCCUCUUCCGUCUUGUCAAGGGCAGUGCGCAGCUGGGCUUGAUCCCCGAUAUGGACAACACGAUCAAUAUGGUGCCUGUGGACCACGUCGCUCGGGUCACGUCGCUCGCGGCGCUCGCGGCAGCGCGUCUGCCGACGCACGCGACGACGUACGCGACCGUGUUCCAUGUCACUUCGCACCCGACGAUUCGGUACAACGACUUCCUCGGCGCACUAGCGACGCAUGGCUGGGCGGUGGAACGCAUUGACUACUUGGCAUGGCGUGCCGCGCUGGAGAACCAUGUGCUGGCCUCCUCCGAGCAGAGCGAAGCCAAUGCGCUCUUCCCCCUCUUGCACUUUGUGCUGGACGACUUGCCGACGUCGACCAAGUCGGCGGAGCUCGACGAUGCACACACAACGUCGCUGCUCGACGAGGCUGGGGAGCGCCAUGUCGUGCGCGGUGUGGACGCCAAGCUCGUGGGUCUCUACCUCGCCUGGCUCGUAGCAGUGGGUUUCCUCCCUGCGCCGACCAAGGCAGGUACAGCCCUGCCGCCGCUGCCGGAAGGCUCAGUACGUCAAGCAGUGGGCCGUGGCUCGGCGAAUUGA
Malassezia pachydermatis is the source of this 4365-nucleotide messenger RNA. Its product is annotated as alpha-aminoadipate reductase lys1p. Gene Ontology annotation, biological process: L-lysine biosynthetic process. The record is from RefSeq and is a predicted model, not a curated record. Gene Ontology annotation, molecular function: L-aminoadipate-semialdehyde dehydrogenase [NAD(P)+] activity; phosphopantetheine binding. Bases 1 to 4365 code for a protein of 1454 amino acids. The transcript has a single exon. Lineage: Eukaryota; Fungi; Basidiomycota; Malasseziomycetes; Malasseziales; Malasseziaceae.